Molecule: messenger RNA, 2755 nt
Organism: Saprolegnia parasitica CBS 223.65
Lineage: Eukaryota; Oomycota; Saprolegniomycetes; Saprolegniales; Saprolegniaceae
Product: TKL protein kinase
Exons: 3
Coding region: 8-2671 (887 amino acids)
Biological process (GO): protein phosphorylation
Molecular function (GO): ATP binding; protein kinase activity
Source: RefSeq, a predicted model, not a curated record
CUAGCUGAUGGCGACGGGGAAGCGCCCGAUGCCCAAGGUGACGCCGAACGCUGAAGACAUGGAGACAUCGCCGCUCAAGAUGCCGUCGCUGAGUCCGUCCAAGACGGUCGGCAAGUUCUUCCGCAACAGCAACGCCAAGCGGUCGACCGAGGAGUUUGAAAUGUCGUUCAUCUCGCUGCAGUUUUCCGACGUCGAGCUCGAGGCGCGCUUCCGCAAGUCGCGUCAGCGCAAGUACCGGCGCCGGCUGCGGUUCGGUGCCAACAUUACCGCCUUCUUCAUCCCGCUCUUGGUCAUCAUGCAAGUGCUUCUGAAGAAGAACGACACCAACCAGUGGGAGGAGUUUCCGAGGGUCGUCAUCUUCCCGUGCAUCGUCGGCUGCUGCGGCUUCUCGGUCUCGAUCUUCUUUCAGCAGUUCCAGGACCACCCGCUCAUGCUCAUGCUCAUUUGCCUCGUCGCCCAAAUCUGCGCGCUCCUCGAUACGACGGCCGCGGGCACGAACGUGAGCGAGAAGAACGUGUGGGUUCAAUUCCUCUUUUCGCUCGGCAUUACGUCGUCGACUGGCAUGAGCUUUCUCGAAACCAUGUUCAUCAUGACCGCGAGCGGCAUCACGUUCCUCCUCCUCGCGUGGGUCCGGUACGCCCUCGACAUCAAUGACGCAGCGCUCGUCGACGUCACUACCAUGAGCACCCCGGGCACAUGCAACGUUGCGAUCGUGCUCUACUCGAUUCUCCUCGCAUUUCUUUCGUGGAACUGGGAGUACGAAGAGCGGCGGGACUUUGUCUUGACCGAGCGCCUCGCCAAAGAGAACGUCCAGAUCCAAAUGACGAUGGAGAUGACCGGGUGGUUCAGCGGCGGCGUCGCAGUCUCAAACGAAGGCCAGCACCAAGGCAUCCUCAACUCCAACUGCCACAUUGACCCGAAAGACGUCGUCAUUGGCGCCGAGCUCGGGUCGGGAACGUUUGGCACCGUGUACGCGGCGCGCUGGAAGGAGACAAACGUCGCGGUCAAGAAGAUCACGCUGCGGGGCGACACGCAGACGAUCGUCACCAACUUUGGCGCCGAAGCGAGCGUCAUGGCCCAGCUGCGCCACCCGAACGUGGUCAUGUUUAUGGGUGUCAUGCUGCACCCAGAGUACGUCGGGUUGGUCAUGGAGCUCUGCCCGAAAGGGAGUGUCUACGGUGUUCUUCACUCGGACGAGCUCAAGAUCGACUGGUCGCUUUUGCUGCGGAUGCUGUUAGACUCGGCGCGCGGCAUGAACUUUCUGCACUCGUCGUCGCCACCGCUCAUCCAUCGGGACCUCAAGUCGAUCAACCUCCUGAUUGACGCCGACUGGCGCUGCAAGGUCUCGGACUUUGGCCUGAGCAAGCUCAAGGAGAUGCGCGACGAGAGCUUCACAGCGUCGUCAAUGACCCGAUCGUACGUCGGCACGUCCAUGUGGAUCGCGCCCGAGGUCUUCAACGGCGAAGAGCACACCGAAAUGAGCGACGUCUACAGCUUCGGCAUCAUCUUGUACGAGGCGAUGAGCGGGGCCAGUCCGUUUGAGAGCGUCUCGCCUGACGCCGUGCCCUUCAUUGUGCAGUCCGGGAAGCGCCCGACUGACUUUGCGCCGCUUUCGCCGCUUGACCACGUCGCGCUGCAGACCAUGGCGCCGCUCAUGACCAAGUGCUGGGACACGAACCCGAGCCACCGCCCGACGUUUACGACCAUCAUUGGCGUUCUCCAGCAAGUGCUCACCGGGUAUAUUGGCGAAGAGGUGUGGGAAGACCACAUCAUCUUUCCCGAUCGCAAGCUGGUCGCGGCCAACGUGCCGGAGCCCGAAGAUGGGUUUUUGAUCACAGAGAAAGAUGUGAUUCUCGGUGAUGCGAUCGGCAAAGGCGUCUUUGGCGUCGUUUACUCAGGCACGUACUUUGGGACACCCGUGGCCAUCAAGAAGCUCCCGAUCGGCGCCGUGCCCAAGAACACGCUCGCCGAGUUUCAUAAAGAGUGCUCGAUCAUGAAGGGGCUCCACCACCCGAAUAUCGUUCUCUUUAUGGGGUCGUGCUCCAACCCGCCCAACUUGCUCCUCGUGACCGAGCUCCUCAUCAACGGCAGCUUCUUCGACUACUACCACAAGCACGACACGCCGCCGGCCGAUAUGCUCCGGCAUCUCAGCUACAACAUUGCGCUCGACAUGGCGCGCGGUCUUGCGUACUUGCACAACCACAACCCCGUCGUCAUCCAUCGGGACCUCAAGUCGCAAAACAUCCUUUUGGACGAGAAAAUGCGCACUAAAAUUGCCGACUUUGGCUUGUCGAAAUUUCGCGAAGUUGGCAAAACCAUGUCCAUCUGCGGCAGCCCGCUCUGGGUCGCGCCCGAAGUCCUCCGCGGCGAAAAGUACGGCACGCCCUGCGACGUGUACAGCUUCUCGAUCAUCGUCUGGGAGGUCCUCGCGUGGUCUGAGCCGUACCCAGCCAUGGGUUCGAGCGAGGUCAUGAAAGGCGUUGCGUGUGGCAACCUGCGCCCGAUUCCACCCGAGGGUGCACCGACGUGCCUCGUAAACCUUCUGCGCGACUGCUGGAAUCGCAAGCAGGACGCCCGACCUGCGUUCAACCAGAUUGUACCGCUCCUCGAAAGCAUGCGCGACGAGGUGCUGGGGCAGCGCGCGUCGUCCCCCACCGGUGGGCACCGCUGAUACAUUGCCUAUCUUGAGCGUCGACUGCUCAUGUUUUAUCUCUCCUGCGUAUAUGCAACCAACUAACAACUCUGAUUCACACUC